AUGUUUAUACUUUAAAUUUCAUAAAAAGAUUAUCAAUUUUAUUUAUAGAAACGGGGAUAAUUCGAUAAUAAUAUGGGAGAUGAAUAAGAAUAAUUAAUGGAAUUACAUAUAAAAAUUAAAUGA
Molecule: messenger RNA, 123 nt
Organism: Paramecium sonneborni
Lineage: Eukaryota; Ciliophora; Oligohymenophorea; Peniculida; Parameciidae
Source: the annotation of a GenBank genome assembly